CACUUUGUUUUUUAUUUUUAAUCCAAUCCAAUUUUCUAAGGUACUGUUUGAGGUGGUUUAUUUGCCAGUUACAGCUAUUUAUAUAUUCUGAGUAUUAUGCCCAUUGCACAUAGUGUCCAAUAAACCUUAUUAACUUACCACCAUCUUUCCAUACCAUUAAAAAUAUCUAUUCACCCAAUUAAGCAUUCACGCGCCAAAUCAUCUUAAAUUUCCCUUCAUUUCGAGCUUCUGACUUUCUUGCUCACAUUUUUCCAUUUCUUGGCAACGGCUAAACUUUUCUUACCUUCGCUUAUUUUAAUUGUAAAAGUGAAUCAAUUUCCUGCGCAGUAAAUAGACAACAAAAACAAGUAAACUAAAUUUACUUAACUUCAAUUGCUUCGGUUUUGUGUGCAACUGGCGUGUUUUGAAUUUAAAAAGCUUCAACUUUCCUAUUUUCGCUAACCAUUAUUAAUUUUUCCCUCUCGUGUUUGCUUUUAAACAAAUUUUAGUUGAUGUGAUAAACAAGCGAGCUAACUUUAUGUUCAGUCGGUUUGUUUUCAGAUGCUACCCUUUUACUGUUUAAUAUUUUCACCAAUUAUUACCAUUUUUGCCUUUUUGACAGCCUAAUUUGUUUAAAUUCCACCAUUUCACAUUCACAAAACCUGCCCUCAUAACAUCCCCAGGGAAUGAAAUCUAGUCACGGGGAAUAUUUGAACCGCAGCGGCGCCUGUAGCGCAAACCCGGGAGUCGAAACGAUUAACUACCGUCAUAGUCGUAGCCAAAGUUACAAUUACGGAAAUAGACCGCGUCAAACUGACAUUAACAACAGUAACAGCGCGCAAAACAAUUCCACUAAUAACAUUAAUAACGAAAGUUCAAUCAAUCAUAACAAUCCUACCAAUUAUUCUUACCAGACUAACCAACGGUCAGUUAGCUAUAACAGGACAGGUCAUAGUGUUCGUUUUAAGUCGCCCUUCACAAGCAACAGUUUCGACUCAACUUCAGCAUCCAACAGCGCGAGUUCGACUCCCAUCCACUGCGUCACACCAGCGAGAGGCAUGAAGACCCGCAAAUUUAUCAGCGAACAGGACAUUAUGGGUACCCCGCAGAAAUCAGGCUGCAACGCAAAGUACAAUGCUUCGGGUCAGUUGAUACCGAGACGGAUCCUGAUCGCGGUGGACGGGAGCGAGAACAGCGAGAUGGCGUUCGACUGGUACAUGAACAACCUCCGGGAUGACAAACGAGACGUGUUGGUGUUACUGCACGUGAGCAAUAGUUCCCACAGCAUGCCCAUACACUCGGGAGUGGACAUACCACAACGUAGUUUCGAUGCCUUCAACGAGGCGAGGAGAAGCAGUUCGUCGCAGAUAGUGACAGAUGUGGUGGAGCUCUACGAGGACAAGGCCAGAGAGGCGGGUCUAAAUUCCAGUGGGUACGAACUCAUACACAUGAACGACGGAAACACAGCGAAGACAAUUUGCAAGUACGCCAAGAACAAUAACAUCGACCACGUGAUCAUGGGCACACGUGGCUUCUCCAAGAUCAGAAGAAAACUACUCGGCAGUGUGAGCGACUACGUGUUGAACAACUGCAUUGUAUCCACCACCGUAGUCAGACAACCCCAUGAAGACAAGUGAAGAGAGGGAGGAGAGGGGGAUGAUAUGGAGAUAAAGGAGGAGUUAGGAACAUAUUAUGUGUUCAAGAUGCAGACAAACAAUGAAUGCUGUCUGAGAUCUUGCAGUUGAAUUCAUUCGUAGUUGCGUUUUAGAUAUAUGUUAUCAAUAUUAAUUCAAUUCUUGUCUGGA
Symsagittifera roscoffensis is the source of this 1784-nucleotide messenger RNA. Its product is annotated as universal stress protein YxiE-like. Bases 666 to 1616 code for a protein of 316 amino acids. The transcript has 4 exons. The record is from RefSeq and is a predicted model, not a curated record. Lineage: Eukaryota; Metazoa; Xenacoelomorpha; Acoela; Convolutidae.